AUGGUAAAGGCGACUGUUGAUAUUCGUAGUCAAUUGGUUGGUUUGGUUAAUACGAUAGCGGGUCGCAACAUGGAGGACAUGAAUUCGCUCAAAUCAAGCGUCGCUGGAGGCUUACAAAGUCAUAAGAAGAUGUAUGUGGUUGAGAGCAAAGCAGGAGCUAUAGGAUGUAUGAUACUUUCGUUGUGUUGCUUAGGAAAUUGGCCAGCGAUUUUGACACUAUUGGAGAGAAAAUGA
Molecule: messenger RNA, 234 nt
Organism: Arabis nemorensis
Lineage: Eukaryota; Viridiplantae; Streptophyta; Magnoliopsida; Brassicales; Brassicaceae
Source: the annotation of a GenBank genome assembly